AUGAUUAAUCCGUGAACGUUUUUAAAUGGUUGUUAUUUACUCAUAAACCUUGAUGGAAGUAGCUCAUGCAAGUGAAUUUCUAAGUGUUUCAGAAACAACAUGAUUUACAAUAAUAUAGAGGAACUAGGUCUAUGCUCUUCUCCAUUUUGGGAUGCUAACUUAACUUGGUACUCUGAUGUCCCGGAUUUGACCCCGUGUUUUGAGGAGACUGUUCUAGUUUUGUUGCCGGGACUAUUGCUGCUCUAUCUCCUUCCUCUCGACUGUUGGUGGAUCCGGCAAAGUUUCUACAAAGACAUACCAUGGUCAUGGCUCAACUUAUCCAAAAUCCUUGUAUUAGCUCUGAUGAUGGGAGUCAGCACCGUAAAGUUUAUACAAUCUGCUCUGAAUAACAAUACUUAUCCAGCAGAAAUUAUUUCUCCGGUGAUACAGUUUUUGAUUUUUGGAACCCUUUUCAAUUUGGUGUUGCGUCAUAAAAGUCGAGGUAUACGAGCCUCUUAUACCUGCUUUUUGUGCAGUCUGGUUUUAGUUGCUUGUUAUACACCCCGUAUUUACUCACUCGCCAGAUUGUACAUAAAUAGUGCUCUACAAGAUGUUUUAUCAGCCAAAAUUAGCAUUUUCUUGUACUUUCUACUGUGGGCAUUCUUCAUUCUCCAUUGGUUUUGUGACAAAGAACCAAGAUAUAAUAUAUUUCCCAGCUUGGAGGUAAGAAAUUCUGUUGAAAGAAUUGAGCCCAGCUAG
Messenger RNA from Macrosteles quadrilineatus (aster leafhopper), 738 nucleotides. Its product is annotated as multidrug resistance-associated protein 1-like. Bases 100 to 738 code for a protein of 212 amino acids. The record is from RefSeq and is a predicted model, not a curated record. NCBI's taxonomy places the organism in Eukaryota, Metazoa, Arthropoda, Insecta, Hemiptera, Cicadellidae. The transcript has 5 exons.